AUGGAGAUCCUGCUGUUCCUGAUUUCACCUCUUCUAGGUGUCCCAGACCGCCCCGGCCCCGCCGCCAAGAAGCCGAAGAAGGCGGCGAGCGGCUCCAAAGCCCGCAAGCCCGCGGGGCCCAGCGUCACCGAGCUGAUCACCAAGGCCGUGUCCGCCUCCAAGGAGCGCAAGGGGCUCUCGCUCGCCGCGCUCAAGAAGGCGCUGGCCGCCGGCGGCUACGAUGUGGAGAAGAACAACAGCCGCAUCAAGCUGGGGCUCAAGAGCCUCGUCAGCAAGGGCACUCUGGUGCAGACCAAGGGCACCGGCGCCUCCGGCUCCUUCCGCCUCAGCAAGAAACCCGGGGAAGUGAAGGAAAAGGCUCCUAAGAAGAAAAAAACUACAGUAAUCAAGCCCAAGAAGCCGGCGGCUAGGAAGCCCGCCAGGGCCGCCAAGAAGGCGGUGACAGCAAAGAACAGCCCCAAGAAGGUUAAGCCUGCAGCCAAGAAAGCAGCCAAGAGCCCAAAGAAGGCGACAAAGACUGUCAGGCCCAAAAAAGCGGUGGCAGCAGCGAAGAGCCCGCCUAAGGCGAAAGCGGUGAAGCCCAAAGCGGCCAAGCCAAAAAGGCAGCACACAAGAAGAAGAAAAGCCCCACAUGGAAAUAGUCUUGCUUCGCAUUUAAACCCAAUGGCUCUUUUAAGAGCUACCGACAUUUGGGCUGGAAUGCUGUGGCUGCCGCCGUUUUGGAGAGGGGUGUGGUGA
Molecule: messenger RNA, 738 nt
Organism: Camarhynchus parvulus
Lineage: Eukaryota; Metazoa; Chordata; Aves; Passeriformes; Thraupidae
Product: histone H1.10-like
Biological process (GO): nucleosome assembly; chromosome condensation; negative regulation of DNA recombination
Cellular component (GO): nucleus; nucleosome
Molecular function (GO): structural constituent of chromatin; nucleosomal DNA binding; double-stranded DNA binding
Source: RefSeq, a predicted model, not a curated record